Molecule: messenger RNA, 270 nt
Organism: Pieris macdunnoughi
Lineage: Eukaryota; Metazoa; Arthropoda; Insecta; Lepidoptera; Pieridae
Source: the annotation of a GenBank genome assembly
AUGAAAGAAACAAAACGAAACGGCAGCCCGGAAUCGAACGCCGUUUUGACGGGUAUACUAUUUACUAAUACAGACUAUACUGUCAAACACAACAGUCUAUUUGAUAAUUUCACAACUCUGCCUCGUCAUAUCUCGGUCCCGACACAUACUGGUACGACUCUUGCAGUCGAUAAGGGUGAAGAUGCAUUUGACCCGAUUUCCCUGAGUUCGCUGAUCGCUGUGGGCGUGUCUUUAGCGGAAAAUCUCAUGCCGAAGAAAACUCUAAUAUAA